GUUACCACAUGCAGUCCACAGUCGCCUAGCAUCGGUCCAGCGCGCAACAGGAGGUAGUUUUGUCUUUGUAUCGGCUGUUUUUAAUGGUUCCCUUCGUUGAUUUCAUGGUUGGCCGGACCGUUCCCCUCUGGGCUUUGACCGUGCUCUUCAGUGCGGUAGUCUGGACGCCCGUUAAAGGUGAGCCGCGGGUCAUCGGGCCCCUGCAGCCGGUCGUCGCGGCCCCGGGCGACGACGUCGUCCUGCCGUGUCACCUGGAGCCCGAGUUCAACGUGGAGAGGCAGACGGUGGAGUGGUCGAAGCCCGACCUGAAGCCUGACCCCUCAGAUCGCCUGAGCCGGGUCGAGUACGUCCACGUCUACAGGGACCGCCGCGAAGUCCUGGACAUGAAGUUGCGCUCGUACGUCAAGAGGACGCUGCUGUUCCCAGACGGCCUGAAACGCGGGAACAUCUCGCUCAAGAUCACGAACGUGACGCUCGCAGACGCAGGGCGAUACAAAUGCUUCAUCCCAAAGUUAAAGAGCAACGUGAAGGAGUCGAUUGUUCAGCUUGUUGUCGUUGAUCCGGACUCUGUUAAAGUCUGGACGACGGAGACGCCGCUGCAUCCCCGAAGUCUCCAAACUCCAGAUCCAAAGGAGAGGACGGACACGGAAGUUAAAGGCGGUCCGUCCCACCUGGGCGUCUGGAUCUCGGCGGUCUGCGUCGUCCUGCUCGCAGGUGGAGUCGGUGGAUGUGUUCUUAUUAAACACAAGCUGCAAAAACAAAACCUUCCGAAGUAUGAUGCCGCCCCAUCCAAACAACUUCCACUCUAGGUGCCUUGCUCAGGGGCACGUUGGUAGUUGUGACACCCCCCCCCCCUCCCCCUUUUGGAUCUUUCUCAUCAGUUCGGGAUCCAACCCGGCAGCACCUCCAGCCGCAGGUGGGCCAACCGGUUCCUCAGGAGUGAGGUCUUCAUGGUGGAUCCAGAGAUCCAGAUCUCCGUCAUUAAGACUCUCGCCUGAAGCUCUGCGGCUGCAUCGACGCUGGAGGAGUCCGAUCCCUUUAAGAGCGUCGCCUAUUAAAACGGUUUCUCCCUGAACACGUUUGGUUUAGACUUUGGAAAGUCCGGCCUGCACAAGAACCAGCGGAUCAGCAGGAUCACUUUGGGGUUUUUAUCUGUCAAGAGAGACUGUAUAGUUUUUUUGGUAAAGCUUUACACCGUCGGUCACUUUCAGCUCUUUGACCGGGCAGCUAGUUCACCCGACCUCGACGUGACGACGAAAACAACAGGUUUAGUUUUAUGAACCCAGCCUUUGUGUUGCUCUUACCGCUCUCCUCUCAGGAGGAUAACUGUGAGCGCCCUAUUUUGUGAUUACAUUAAUCAGUGUGAUACAUUUAAAUUAUUUUAAUUAAAUUUUUUUUUAGGCUCGUGGUUUUGGUUCUCAUGUUUCUUGCCACGGCACUGAAGUUGAAGUGGAGUUCCUCAACACUAAAUUAAAACUAACUCAAAUUAGUUUUACUAACUAAUGUUUACAGAAGAACUGGUUAAUAGCUACUAAGAACUUAGGACUUGACGGUCAAACUUAAUAAUGCAUUUAUGAAUAGCUCCGGUUUACUUAACCCUGACUGGAUGAAGAUUACAGGGUGUAUUUAGUGUUUUUGAGUUUUGUGGCCCAACACUACAACCAGGGAAGAAGUAAAGGGGGAAACAUGGCUGAAAUUAACUUCCCCACAUGUUCAGGCUGAUAUGAAUCACAGCUAAUAGUGUUAAAACAGUGCGAUGCAGAAGAGGUUAUUUCUGUUCAAAUGAAGCUGCUGCAUUAACGUCAGUAGGAAUAAAUGUUUCUGUUGGAGCUUUAAUCGCUCUGCUGUCCCUCACAUGAAGUGUGAGCGGACCUCGGGGCCCUCGCUGUGGUUAUGUUCGUGGAUUUGUAUUCUGACUUUGUUCUGAUUUGUUACUUUUAAUAAAACUACCUGUUUUCUUGGGUGUUGAACACUAAACGACUUCUUGCACUUAAAAUGAGUUUGUAAAAUUACCUCGCGUGUUACGCUGUUUAAAAAUCUCAAACCGAUGGAUUAGUGGUCGACUACAGUGUCGACUUGAAUGUAUCUGCUGUCUCUUUGCAUUAAAGUUCAGACUCGGCUUUUUGUAUUUCUGUCAGCUGAACAGAUGAUUUUAAAAAAUGUUUCCUUUUGAAUCAUAAAGGAAGUUCAGUCACCAUGUUGAGCAACAGCCAUCAGGGCUGCUACUCUGUGAUGUUUAGCUACAGUUCUCAUUUAAUAACCUUUAACUAAAGCAUCAUAUUUAUAUCCUCAGUUUACUAUAUAGAUAUAUAGAUAUAUCCUUUUAUUGGCUAUAAAUGUUAGUUAUUACAUUUCUGAAAAGUCUCCAGUUUCUACUGGAAGUUCCCAGAGCUCGCCUUAAUGUGGAGGAGGCCGAAAGCCCCCGAGCUUUUUAAUAGUUUCUCCUGCUGUUACAUAAUGCAGUUCACCUGAAACUUCCCAACACUCCCUCAAAUAUCCCCUCGCUUUUUUUUUAUACUGAUGUUUUGCUUCAUUGUUGAUUUUUGUUUCUGUUCUGUAAAGUUGAUUUUGUGGUUUAAUGCUUUUACUGUGAAACACUUUGUUUUGUUAUAUGAAUAAAUCUUUACUGCUACAGAAAAUA
Messenger RNA from Siniperca chuatsi (mandarin fish), 2641 nucleotides. Its product is annotated as myelin-oligodendrocyte glycoprotein-like. Bases 84 to 809 code for a protein of 241 amino acids. The record is from RefSeq and is a predicted model, not a curated record. The transcript has 6 exons. Lineage: Eukaryota; Metazoa; Chordata; Actinopteri; Centrarchiformes; Sinipercidae.